UUCGGUUCAUAGUCUUACUAUGUAUCAAACAUACCUCUGUGCACAAAAGAGUUCCAAGGUGGUUCAAGUUGAACUUUGCAUUUUACAUUUUUGAAUGAAUGGACUUGAUAGAAGAAAACAUCGAAUUACCUCGUGGUCCAAAUGGACUGGGGUUUAAUAUUAGAGGAGGAAUUGAUGUACCUCAUUUGAAGAAUGACCAUGGAAUAUUUGUGACAAAGAUCAGGGAUAUUGGUACAGCAUAUGAAGAUGGAAGAUUAAAAGAAGGAGAUAAAAUAUUAGAGGUAAAUGGUGAGGAUUUAAGAAAUGUUAGUCACAAUGAGGCUGUACAGGUAUUCCUGAAGGCAGGGGGGAAUGUCAAAAUGCUGGUGCAACACAAUGCAGAAGCCUUUUACAAGAAAAAAUUAAAGGAUUUCGAACUUCUAGAUAAAGAACUAAACCAAAAAGCAAAGGAAGCAACUGAAAACAGUAGUUCAUCUCGUAUAUGGACAGCUAUAGGUGUUUCUGUGGUUGUAAUAGCUGGUAGUUUGUUCUUAGCCAAGAAAUAUAAUAAACUGCCUGAUUUGUUGAACAUUAAACUACCAACAUCUUGGUCAUCUUAAUGGACUUUUGAUUGUUUAAUUCAACAGUAUCUAAUUUAAUGGUUGUUAAUGCAGAGUAACAUUUACAAACAUUUUUAAAGUUAGUUUGGACGGAACUGAAGUCUUUAAAGAAUGCAAUUUACCUGAUGAAUAAUCAGUGUAUAGUGAUGAGUUAUAAUAUACCUACACUCAUACUGUAAAUGGUGUAGAGUUGUAGUUAGUGCAUUGUGUUUCAAGUUUUCUGAUGAAAGAGAGAGAAAGUGAAAAAAAAGAUCUCAUUGAUAAUCAAAUUCAAUUCUAAAGAUCAAAUUUGUUUCUAGUUCUUCUUAUUUAGAUAUUUUUUCAAGCAUUUUAUUUUAGAUUAUCUGAUUAUAUACCAUCCAUGAGUAUCCACUGCCACACAGCAAUUGCAUAUUUAGAAGUUUAUAUUCUUAAGAUUUUUUUUUGAAAGAAAUGAUUUGCAUGUACAUGUACCAAUAUUAUAAUGUAAAAAGGUUAGAUUGUUCAUAGAGGUUUUCUAUAAAUCUUCUUUAACAUCAUUUACUUGUAUGAAUCUAGACUGAAGUAAGAGUGUUCUCAGAAUAUUGAAGCAUAUACAUUUUUAUAAACAGAAAGUUAAUUUGUAUAUAUGUUAUGGAAUGCAUUGAUUACUGUGAUCUCUGUCUGUUAUGCUCAAAGCAUUUAUUUUUUUAUGCAGAUUAAUUUUUAUAGUCUCAGGACUUUAAUUGAUUUAGGUUUCUGUCAUUUGACAAUAGAAAUUUGGUUAUUUUAAGAGGUUAUUACUUAAAUUAAAUGUAUUGAAAGAAAGGGUGUUGUUGAGACUUCCAAUAUAAGUACAUUAAAGUUUAGUUGGAAGGCACUCUUUUUUUUGCCUUUACAAUUGCAUUUUACUUUACAUACAUCAAUCACAAUUUGAACUAAGUGACCUGCUUGAAUCCAUACAAAAAAAAAUAAAGUGCCUUCCAACGCCCCAUAGUUUUUUUAGAUUUGACAGUUAAUGAGGGGCGGGGGAUAUAAGUGAUACAUAUUCUUCAUGACCUGUAACAAGAAAUGACUGAAAGUUAAAAUGAAAUGAAUAAAAAUACUGGUAUUGCUACGAACAAAUAAUUUAGCAAAAUCUAUAUAUUUUGUAUGGUUUUGUUAAAUUUCUAAUAACUAUGGUAAUCUAUCACAUGCUUAUAUUGGUAUAUAUAUAAUUACAUAUAAUCCUUAUUAUCAUUGGAAUAAAGUGUUUACUUCUUCAACCUGAAUUACAAAAAUGUAAAUACAAUAUAUGAUUGAUAUAAAAAAUAUAGAUUUUAUAAAAUACAGUACUGAAUGAUAAAAUGAUAAAAUCACUUUAAACAAGUCAGCACAAUUUUGCUUUAAUUUUAUAUAAUUGGUAGUUUCUGUGAUACAUAUCCUUGUUUUUGCUAAAUAUAUAUUUAAACAUUGCAUUAUUUCAUUUUAAACUUUAUCUGCUCUAUUUGAUAAUCCUGUAAUGCUCAUACAAUUAUUUUUAUGUAUUUGUUGUCAAUCCAUAUUUCAUAUAUAUAUUGCUAGUAGAGUAGACAACUUUCAGUUUCUAUACCUUAUAAAAAAAUUCAAUUUAACAGAAAAUUAUUAAAGUAUUAAACAGAUUUUUGAAUUUCUCUCUUGAUUUUUUUUUUCGUUUUUGCUUAAAGGUAAAAAAAAUCUAAGAUAAUGACAAUGUAAAAAGAGAGAAUUGAAAUUUUAAAACAUUAGGUCAGAUUUUAUAGUGAGGUCAUAAAGCUAACUAAUGCACAAUAACAAUAUUUAAGCUAACAUUAAUAUCACAUUUUUUGUACCGAUUAAAAGAAUAAGAUAUUGACUACAGGUUGCACAUCUAGUUCAUCAAUUAUCAAAUCAUAUGACAGUAUAACACAUUUCGGACCCUACAUUUAGAGUUUAUUGAUAAAUUUGUACAUCGGUUGUUUCUCCUUAUAUAAAGUCUCAUUAAUAUUCCAUGACAUUCAUCAUGUUCCUCCCCCCUGUGUUUUAUGCGUUUGUUAUAAAGUACAAGUAAGAGUAGUAACUUUAAUUUCUGAAAUACAAGUUAUUUUGUAGACAUUGUAACUAGAAAAAAAGCUGCAAAAAUUGAUUUUGCUUGAUAUUCAAUGUUAGAUUAAAUUCACAGAGUUUCAAAAUUGGGAAUAUUUUAGCAAUUUGUCCUUACUAGUUCAUGUUCACAUCUCAGAUAGAUACUAAACAUUAUAAGUAUAAUUGCAAUUAUUCUAAUAUAAUUUUAAUGUACAAUCAGGGCAGGUUAAUGGUAGUAGUACUGGGAUGUCAGUAAGUGGCAUUUUACACUACUGUACUAUGUAAUUGAUAUUAAUUUAUACAUUUUUACUCAAAAGUUUGCAAUAGUAAACUUCAAUUUCUGAUAUAAGGACUGACUAUACUUAGUUGUUAUAUUCUGUUCAGUUUUGUUUGUUAUGCAAUAUUUUGUUCUCCAGGGAUCAUAUCGUUAUGUUAUGUUUUACCUGUAUUUGUCUCAUGGUUUUUCUGUUUAAAUAUAUUGUAUAAUAAAGAUAAGCACUCACCAAUUCCAUUACACCUUCCCUUAAAUAGAUUGCAAUAAAGUGAAUGUUCAUACUUUUUUUUAUCAUCCCUGUAGUUGUAAAUUUAUAUACUGUGGAUUCAUUAUUAUUUGUUGGAUACCAUUUUUUGUGGAUUCUGUGGGUACAGGUGAACCACGAAAUAAACUACUUUUCAACGAAUAGCAAGUGUUCUAUAGGCUUGUAUGCAGAAUUUCUGCAAAACCACAAAAAUAAAUAUCCACAAACAUGUAAGUUUUUCUUUAUUCACGAAAAUUGGUACCCAGGAAAAUAAAUGAAUUCACAGUAUCUUCUUAGUUAAAGGUGAUUUUUUUUGUGGUUUGGGGGAAGUUUUAAUUCCAAAUCUGUUUAUUGUCAUUAUUUUUACAUUAUCAAUUUCAUAGCAAUGGAAAAUACAUAAUUGUUGACUACGUAAACCUGUGUUUUUCUUCAAUUUCGAUAUGUGGAAUCAAUAUUUUGUCUUUGAUAAGGAAGACACGAUACUUGUAUAUUCCCUUAGUAGAUAAGAUACAGUGACUGACCAGAGAUAAGGUGAAUGUAAUUAUCAUUCAAUGUAUUGAUGUAAAAUAUGACUUGACUCAUAGAAAAGUAGAUAAGAUACAGUGACAGAUCAGAGAUAAGGUGAAUGUGAUUAUCAUUCAAUGUAUUGAUGUAAAAUAUGACCAGACUAGAAAAGUAGAUAAUACAAUCUGAGUACUAAAAUUCAUUUUGAUUUUGCAUUUAUAUUUUUUUUUCAAGAAACAAUUGUUAAUUCUUCUUUAUUUACAAUGUAUUUAUCUGGAACAACGUUCAUGAAUGAUAAUAAAGUUAUAACAAAUAAAACAA
Molecule: messenger RNA, 3961 nt
Organism: Mytilus trossulus (common blue mussel)
Lineage: Eukaryota; Metazoa; Mollusca; Bivalvia; Mytilida; Mytilidae
Product: synaptojanin-2-binding protein-like
Exons: 4
Coding region: 99-599 (166 amino acids)
Biological process (GO): cell-cell adhesion; establishment or maintenance of epithelial cell apical/basal polarity; embryo development
Cellular component (GO): cell junction; basolateral plasma membrane
Molecular function (GO): protein binding
Source: RefSeq, a predicted model, not a curated record